CAUCCAGGUGGCGGAGCCGGCCCACCGCCACUGAGUCACCCGCCCGCCCGAGCUCCCUGCCUGCCCUUCGCCAUUGGAUUAUUUCGGAAGCCUGAAAACUUGGAGCUGCACCUGAGUCCCGCCCCUUCCAGCCCUCCCCUCCCUACCUUGGGCUCGGAGGAAGAUGGGGCUCGCGGUGGGUCUGCCGUCACCCCCUACGGAUACGGAGGCCGCGGCGGGGGCCGCGGGGGCCUGCGGGGAGCUGCAGAUAUGGUGACCAGGCUGCCGCUGUCCCCCGGAGGUGUGGGGACAGAAGGGGAGUCUCGUCCCUCCCAGCUGCCUGGAGGCCGGCCCGGCUGGCUUUGAACUCUCCCUCCCCACCCCCCUCCCGCCACCCCACCCCUCCGGGGGUGUUGCUGGGAAGGAGUGGCUUCUAGGGUCCCCGUGGCAUUUGGAGAGCGAGGCUGCAUUGGCUUAGGCCGGGCAGGGAGAGGCGCUUCCUGGGCUAGAAACAAGCAGCAGCCUGCAGUGGGAGAGCGCCGGGCGCAGCGGCCCCGAGGGAGCAGCCCAGAUCCUGCAGGUCUGUGUCCGCGCAGCUCGUCCGGGCGCGGCGGGGUCAGGACCCGGAGGCGAAGGGCGGGCGGGAGCCGGAGCCGAGCGAAUGCAGGAAGGAGUGGGGCCGGGGGCGUCCCUCCUCUCGCGGCCCCGGCCCCGGCGACUCUUCCUGGGCCCCGAGCUCGCCGAGUCUACCUGAGGCCACGCCCUAAAAUCAAACUGGCGGCCAGGUGCGACCGGCGCGGCCCAUACAGGCUUGCAGAGGACCGGCCCCGCGCCGCUGACUGCCCGAGAGAGCCGCCCACUGCAGGAGCCUGAGGAGCCUCCGAGAGCAGUGAGUGGGCACCAUGUUCCGCAAGAAGAAGAAGAAACGCCCCGAGAUCUCCGCCCCCCAGAACUUCCAGCACCGCGUCCACACCUCCUUUGACCCUAAGGAGGGCAAGUUUGUGGGGCUCCCCCCACAGUGGCAGAACAUUCUGGACACUCUGCGGCGCCCCAAGCCUGUGGUGGACCCUUCACGCAUCACACGGGUGCAGCUGCAGCCCAUGAAGACUGUGGUGCGGGGCAGUUCAGUGCCCUCCGACGGCUACAUCUCAGGGCUGCUCAAUGACAUCCAGAAGUUGUCGGUCACCAGCUCCAACACCCUGCGCGGCCGCAGCCCCACCAGCCGGCGGCGGGCCCAGUCCCUGGGGCUGCUGGGGGACGAGCACUGGGCCACUGACCCGGAUAUGUACCUCCAGAGCCCGCAGUCGGAGCGCACCGAGCCCCACGGCCUCUACCUCAGCUGCAACGGGGGCACACCAGCAGGCCCCAGGCAGGGGCCGGGGCCCGAGCCGCAGAGCCCGCGCGUCCUGCCUAACGGGCUGGCCGCCAAGGCGCAGUCCCUGGGCCCCGCCGAGUUCCACGGUGCCUCACAGCGCUGCCUGCAGCUCGGUGCCUGCCUGCAGAGCUCCCCGCCCGCCACGUCUCCUUCCACGGCCGCCGGCAGGCGUGGCACGAAGGCUGCCAAGCAUGGUUCCGAGGAGGCCCGGCCGCAGUCCUGCCUGGUAGGCUCGGCUGCGGGCAGGCCUGGAGGGGAAGGCAGCCCGAGUCCCAAGGCCCAGGAGAGCAGCCUGAAGCGCAGGCUGUUCCGAAGCAUGUUUCUGUCCACUCCCGCCUCGGCCGCUCCGGGCAGCAGCAAGCCAGGCCCUCCGCCGCAGAGCAAGGACACUCCUGGUGCAGCCCCCAAGCUCCCAGCCAGGAGCCCUGGCCCCGGGGCACACGAGGCACUGUCAGUGCACAGCACCCUCCUGGCGGCUUCCUUCGCCCAAGGUCCCCAGCACCAGCCCAGCUCCUCCUUCCGCCAGCCGCAGAAAGACUCCCUGCCAAGCCUGGUGGUCAAGGCCCAGUCCUUGCCUUCAGACCAGCCUGUAGGGACAUUCAGUCCCCUGCCCCCUUCGGACACCAGCAGCCCCCUGAAGUCUCUUCGUACCACUCCAGCCACUGGCCCACUGCCCAGCCGGUCCUCACCGGCCGGCUCCCCCAGGACCCGGCACGCUCAGAUCAGCACCAGCAACCUGUACCUGCCCCAGGACCCCGCAGCGGCCAAGGGCGCCCUGGCCGGCGAGGACACGGGUGUGGUGACUCACGAGCAGUUCAAGGCUGCGCUCAGGAUGGUGGUGGACCAGGGUGACCCCCGGCUGCUGCUGGACAGCUACGUGAAGAUCGGCGAAGGCUCCACUGGCAUCGUCUGCCUGGCCCGCGAGAAGCACUCGGGCCGCCAGGUGGCCGUCAAGAUGAUGGACCUCCGGAAGCAGCAGCGCCGGGAGCUGCUCUUUAAUGAGGUGGUGAUCAUGCGAGACUACCAGCACCUGAACGUGGUGGAGAUGUACAAGAGCUACCUGGUGGGCGAGGAGCUGUGGGUGCUCAUGGAGUUCCUGCAGGGUGGGGCCCUCACCGACAUCAUCUCCCAAGUCAGACUGAAUGAGGAGCAGAUCGCCACCGUGUGCGAGGCCGUGCUGCAGGCGCUGGCUUACCUGCACGCCCAGGGAGUCAUCCACCGGGACAUCAAGAGCGACUCCAUCCUGCUGACCCUGGACGGCAGGGUGAAGCUCUCCGACUUCGGAUUCUGUGCUCAGAUCAGCAAAGAUGUCCCUAAGAGGAAGUCCCUGGUGGGAACCCCCUACUGGAUGGCUCCAGAAGUGAUCUCCAGGUCUCUGUAUGCCACCGAGGUGGAUGUCUGGUCCCUGGGCAUCAUGGUGAUCGAGAUGGUGGAUGGGGAGCCACCCUACUUCAGCGACUCGCCGGUGCAAGCCAUGAAGAGGCUCCGGGACAGCCCCCCGCCCAGGCUGAGGAACUCCCACAAGGUCUCCCCGGUGCUUCGAGACUUCCUAGAGCGGAUGCUGGUGCGGGACCCCCAAGAGAGGGCCACAGCCCAGGAGCUCCUGGACCACCCCUUCCUGCUGCAGACGGGGCUGCCUGAGUGCCUGGUGCCCCUGAUCCAGCUCUACCGCAAGCAGACCUCCGCCUGCUGAGCCACCUCCACAGUGCACCUGCCACCUGUGCCCACAGGCAGGGCACACGGGGCAGCCAGCCUGCCCCACUCUCAGUAUUCUCUCCAAAGAUUGAAUGUGAAGCAACCCCCCCGCCCCUCUGCCCACUGGGCCAGGCCGGACCUGCCCCCUCGGUCUCUCCCUCCCUCCCCACAGUCCCCAGCUGCCUUUGGGCUGAUGGAGACUCCUGCAGGAUGCUCUUUGUUAUUUGCCCAGGGAUAUUUCUAAGAAACAGAGACUGGCGCUCCUGGCCACUGGGGCCAGCGCAGCAGGCAAGGCUGCUGCGGGUUUGUCUGUUUCUGUUUUUUUUAAAGGGAGUUGUACACGGGCAGCCUGCUCGUCUCGGGGUGGGGGUGGGGGAUGCGGGGAACUGCUGUCCCCAGCACUGGAGUCAAACCCUGGGGUCUCAGGAGCCAAGGGGAGGCUCUGACUACCUGAACCCCUCUUCCUCCCAAGUGACUUCCUGAACCUGCCCCUGACCCACCCACAUAGCCUGCUCUGAGGCCCUGGGCGGCGCAGAGGGCGUUCUCUGAGUGAAAGAGGAGGAAGGGGUCGUUGUCAGAGUGGUCUCACUCCACAGGAUACAGAGGGCGAACACGUGUGUGGGGGGAGAAGGCUCCCCGCCAGCCUGGGUCCCUUUGGGUCACCCACAGCCAGCUUCAGGAAGGCUGCCCCCACCUCCCUCCCACUCACCACAGAACCUGCUUCCUCGGCCUGGCUCCCCACCCAGGGAGCGGUGGCAGUGAGUCUAAGGCGCGUGCAGGGCCUUGGGGGGCUGGUGCCAUGUGAGGGCUAGAGCCCAAGGGGACACGGUCUGUUUCUUCUGUCCAUUUCAUCUCAAUCACCAGGUCAUCAGGGACCCAUGCUUCUCUCCAGAGCCCUGGCCUGGGGGAGGUGAACCCGGCCAGUGUGAGCCACCUGCCUCCUGUACCCCACCCCUACUCCCACCUUCAGGGCUGCUAUGAGACAGGGAAUUCCAGGGAAGAACUUCCGGCGUCUGGGCCCUACCUAGAUAAUAUUUUUAGAUUCCUCUGCUCCCUAGUGGCCUGCAAGGAACUUUGCAAGGACUUUUUUUUUUUUUUUUAAGGGUCAGAGUUUUAAAAACAAAAGCAUCUUCCCUAGAAAUUUUUGUGAAUUGUUUGCACUUGUGCCUGUUUUAAAUUAAA
Lepus europaeus (European hare) is the source of this 4231-nucleotide messenger RNA. It is a transcript of the gene PAK6, whose product is annotated as p21 (RAC1) activated kinase 6. Gene Ontology annotation, cellular component: cytoplasm. Gene Ontology annotation, molecular function: ATP binding; protein serine/threonine kinase activity. Gene Ontology annotation, biological process: regulation of MAPK cascade; protein phosphorylation; intracellular signal transduction. The transcript has 13 exons. The coding region runs from base 882 to 3047 and encodes 721 amino acids. NCBI's taxonomy places the organism in Eukaryota, Metazoa, Chordata, Mammalia, Lagomorpha, Leporidae. The record is from RefSeq and is a predicted model, not a curated record.